AUGGCGUUUGGCCUGUGGAAUUUGUCGCAGAGUCGCGCCAUUGAGUGGGGGGCGGUGGAGUGGCGCAGCUUCCUCCUUUGCUGCAUGUUUUCUCCCCGUGCUCUAGAGGCCAAGGGGCUUCUCGACAAGUUUUUUGACCAUGCCAAGAUGGACGACUUUCUGCGGGCCACGUAUGUGCGUCUGCUACGCCACCAUGCGCCCGAGUUGGUGCUCCCGACGCUCUUGGAGUGGCGCGGCAAGGGCUACCGCCUCUCCCCAAUUGUGCUGCAGGAGUCUCUUAUGUGCACUGCGAUGAUCGCUGACACGACAGAGCGCCAACGGGCUGUCAGACACGUCUGGAAGGCGCUGUUGGAAAAGGACAGCUACGUCAUGCCGUUUACGAAGCGCCUACUCCAGCGACGGCUGGAAGAGUUGCGGGCGCAGCCGACGGGCGGCAUCACAUGCGAGGAGGCGGCAUUUUUUGCGGAGAUGAUUGGGAUGCAGCCCCGGCAUCUCUCACUGCUGGAUAUGAAGGACAGCACCUCCGAUUUUGUGGUGGGGACCUCCAAUAAAAAUGCCUACACCCCGCAUGUGAGCGGCGCCGCAGUUAGCGGUAAAUCGAUGCGGCGGCGACGGCGUGCAUGA
This is a messenger RNA of Trypanosoma rangeli, 624 nucleotides long. RefSeq lists its product as uncharacterized. The transcript has a single exon. The record is from RefSeq and is a predicted model, not a curated record. The coding region runs from base 1 to 624 and encodes 207 amino acids. NCBI's taxonomy places the organism in Eukaryota, Euglenozoa, Kinetoplastea, Trypanosomatida, Trypanosomatidae.